This is a messenger RNA of Myripristis murdjan (pinecone soldierfish), 2053 nucleotides long. RefSeq names its product syntaxin 17 (gene stx17). The record is from RefSeq and is a predicted model, not a curated record. Gene Ontology annotation, cellular component: SNARE complex; plasma membrane; endomembrane system. The transcript is spliced from 7 exons. The coding region runs from base 221 to 1117 and encodes 298 amino acids. NCBI's taxonomy places the organism in Eukaryota, Metazoa, Chordata, Actinopteri, Holocentriformes, Holocentridae. Gene Ontology annotation, biological process: vesicle fusion; intracellular protein transport; exocytosis. Gene Ontology annotation, molecular function: SNAP receptor activity; SNARE binding.
AGUGCUGCGGCUGCGGGUUUAAGUCGGAAACUAUUCUUGUGCGCACUAGGAAGAGGCUUGUUUAUAAACAAUAGAGUCGCUGUCAGAAACUGAACCGAAAGAGCCCCUGAAAGUUGGCGAGUGAAAACGAAAACUUGUUCAACAGUAUGCUAACGCUAGCCCUCACCAACCUUUAGCGAGUAAAUUACCUCGGUCGAAAUAUUUUUUCACUGGAGGGCUCAUGGCAGAAGAAAGCAACAAGCUGACACUGAGGCGCCUGGAGGCACCGAUCCACAAGUUCAUUAAAGUGGCUUUACCUACAGACCUGGAGAGACUGCAGAAGCACCACAAUAACAUAGUGAAGUACCAGCGUUGCCAGCAAUGGGACCGCCUUCAUCUGGAGCAUAUCAAUGCCAGCCGCACCGUACAGCAGCUGAGAGCCAAUAUCAGAGAGAUGGAGAAGCUGUGCAGUCGAGUCCGUGCUGAAGAUGCCGCCGCCCUGGAGAAGCUCGUCAAGCCGGUUAGAGACCGGGCAUCAGCUGCUGCACAAGACUUCUUGCUCUUGCACUCUAAUCCCGCCCCUCAGCCAGCCCCACCGCCUGCUAGCUGCGUGUCCAGCGGUUGCCGUGCCGACGAGGAUGCGGGCGGGGAGCCGGGUGGGGAGUCUGUCAGUCAAGUUCAGCUCCAGCUUCCAGAGAUCCCUGACGAUCAGAGUGCUGCUGAGUCUUGGGACACCUUGGAGGAGGAUCUGAAGGAGCUGAAUGGUUUGGUGACAGAGUUUUCUCUGCAUGUCCAUUCCCAGCAGGAGAAGAUUGACAGCAUAGAAGACAACAUCAACACAGCCGCUGCCAACGUGGAGGAGGGGACCAAGAGCCUGGGGAAGGCGGUGGGCUACAGGUUGGCAGUGCUGCCGGUGGCUGGGGCCCUGCUGGGCGGAGUGUUGGGGGGUCCCAUCGGCCUGCUGGCGGGGUUUAAAGCUGCAGGGGUGGCUGCGGCGGUGGGAGGUGGGGCCCUGGGUUUUGCAGGGGGCAACUUGAUCCAGAAACACCGCAAAACCCGAGUGGAGCUACAGAUGAAGCAACUGACAGCGCCACCCACAGAAGCAGAAGCCGAGCCACAGUCAGACAAGGACAAGUGACCACCCAAGACCUCUGGUUAGCCAAUCAUAGCUUGAGCCAAGGAAGGUAUGACCUCUGACCUCAAUUGCUGGGCAAAUUGCUUCGGUCAAUUGCUGUGACUGAUGUUCCUUACAGGCAAGACCUCCAACUCUGCUCUCUAUUAAAGAGUGCUUCAAAAAGAAAUGCUAUUAAACCUGAUCACCCAGCACUGCUGUAAAACCAUGACUUUCCCCACAGCGUCAUUUAAGAGUACAAUAUGUGACUGUCUGUGUGAAUACUGUUUCUGUCAGGAUAUCACUCUAGUUUUAAAUACACAACUGAUUUUAUUCUGAGCUUAGCAAGUACAAAGAUAGCAGUUACACUACAGAGCUUAGUGUGUGAUGGAUCAGUGUGCCACGCCUCCAAGUGCCUUCCUCAAGUAAUAAGAUAUGUUUUGCUGUUAAACAGACCAAACGCUUGUCAGACACUAACAGUCUAACUAGAGCCCCAAAUGUGUGUAUGUUUCUCCAACUAUGUUGCCAUCAUUGAUUUUUGACUAGGGCUUGAGUUUACCAGUUACCUCAGUAUCCCCUUAUUGAGGAAGAGCAGGGUUGCUCUGUGUGCAGGAUGAAAUGCCACAACUGCUGUCCCCAAGUGAACUCUGAGCUACUACUGAGAUAAAACCGGGAAUCAUGUAUUGAGAGAAGCAACAUCCCUGUGGUGUGUUAUAAUUUAUAUGUUAUGUGUUACUACAGAGAUGUUUAUGUAGAUAAAUAUAUUGUAUAUAGUUUUUUUUUUUUCUUUUUUUAAAUGUGAACUCCAAAUUGCACAAAAAUGCCAAAGUGCCACUUUGUAGAUCACUUCAUAGCUUGGGGUGGUCUAGCUCAAACACGGUGUACGAGCCCGCAAUAUAUUGCUUAUUAUGCUGCUGCUGUCUUUCUAAAUAAACUGCCUCUUUCCAGUCAAGGUCCAUGUCC